Molecule: messenger RNA, 862 nt
Organism: Eurypyga helias (sunbittern)
Lineage: Eukaryota; Metazoa; Chordata; Aves; Eurypygiformes; Eurypygidae
Gene: GRPEL2
Product: GrpE-like 2, mitochondrial (E. coli)
Exons: 4
Coding region: 1-687 (228 amino acids)
Biological process (GO): protein import into mitochondrial matrix; protein folding
Cellular component (GO): PAM complex, Tim23 associated import motor
Molecular function (GO): adenyl-nucleotide exchange factor activity; protein-folding chaperone binding; protein homodimerization activity
Source: RefSeq, a predicted model, not a curated record
AUGACCGAUUUGAUAGACCCAGAACCAAAAGCCAUGCACUUCUUCGACGUUGUACCUGAGCAAUAUAGCCUGGCUGAAAAUUUGUAUUUCAGGGUGUCCCCCUGUGUGUUCAGCACUGCUGCUCAGCAGAGAAGUACAGGAGAUGAAUGUGGCCCAGAAGAUCCCCGUGAUGAACCCAAGCAUCCUCUUUCUGACUGUGCCCUAGAGCACAAAGCUAUCAAAUUGGAAGAACAAGUCCGGGAUUUAACUGAGCGAUACCGGAAAGCCUUGGCAGAUUCCGAGAAUGUCCGGAGGAGAACGCAGAAGUUUGUGGAAGAUGCCAAGCUCUUUGGGAUCCAGAGUUUCUGCAGGGACCUUGUGGAGGUAGCAGAUAUCUUGGAGAAGACUGCCGAGAGUGCUGCAGAAGAAACGGAGCCUAGUAAUCCAAAUCCAACCCUGAAGAAGAUCUAUGAAGGCCUCUCUCUCUUAGAGGCCAAAUUGCAAAGUGUGUUUGCCAAACACGGCCUUCAGAAGAUGAACCCCGUUGGUGGCAAAUACGAUCCGUAUGACCAUGAAAUAGUCUGCCAUGUACCAGCCGAGGGGCUGCAGCCGGGCACGAUAGCACUGGUGACUCAGGAUGGCUAUAAACUCCACGGCCGCACGAUCAGACACGCGCUCGUUGGCGUGGCGGUGGAGUCGCAGGAAUGACGUGGGAUAACCCGUUGGUUUCUGGGACCAUACUGAGCUGAGGGGACCCCUGAGCGCUCAGUCACAACUGCAGCUGCAUGUCUUUACUUAUUUAUUGAGCUAGGUUUGUAUUGUAUGUUGGCUUCUUUAUAAUGUGUGCAGGCAUUUUGCCAUUAAUUCUAAGGUACUUGUGUAU